UUCUUCAGUCAGAGAACAGGAAAACCAUUUCGGCGCCUCCAUUUCUUCUCCAUAUUGCCGGCGGCUUUGAUUCAAAAUCACCGGAGCAAGCGGACCGGUUCGAAGGUCGGAGACGGACGGUUGGCUUCCAGCUGCAUAUUCAUCUUCUCCAUUUAUCAUCUACUUGAUCUAAGUUGCAAGUGAGAGUAGUCCGCGUUUAUGAGACAGUUAUUGGAUAUCUCUAAUGGCGGUUGUUUAUCGCCGGCAGAGAAGCUUAUUUUCUGAUUCCUUCAAAUCUCAAUUCUCUUGCUGGAACAUAUCGCCCUUCCUAAGAAAAUCCAAGACGUUGCCGAACAGAGAUUUGCAGAAUGCUUCUUUAAAAAGUUUAGCAUUGAACACUGGUGAUAGGUUUGGGUCGUUAUGUUACUUUGGACUUGGAAAAGUUAGAUUCUAUUCCACUGGAAGGAACCGAAUACAAGAUCUCUCUAUUCUUGCUGAACGAACUUCUCGUGCUGCUAGUUUCCAUAUUCAAUUCCCUCACUUCAGGUUUCCAAGCCUGGUGAUUCCUGUAAAUGUAUUCAAUUAUGGUUCUCCGUCAGGCAGAAUCAGAUUGAGCUCGAAUUACCCUGCUGCUUCAGUUUACAGGCCGUUUUCCACGAAUGCCACUACAAAUAGCAAUAGGAAUCCUUCAGCUUUGGCAACUAAGGAUUCCGAUGCAUCACGACCAACUAAUCAGGGGAAGAUGGAUUUGCUUGUGGAAUCCGCUUCCUCAAGUUCAUUGUUGGGCAAUGCUAACAUUGUCCAAAAAUCUUCUAGGAAAAAGUCUACGAGAAGGAAAAACAAAGAUAAGUCAACUGAUUCUAGUACUUUUGCCAAAGAUGAAAAUGGAGCUUCUUCACCAAAGGAACUGAAUAACAAUAAAAAGAACCUAGAUACUGUUACAUCAGAGGAAAACACCAGAACUAAGCAUGACGGAAAGCUUAACGGUCCUUGUUUAGUGAAGCACCGCCGGUCCAAAACAAAAACUGCCAGGUCCGCCAGAAAGGUAAAAUCUGAAAAAGUGAGUAAAGUUGAUGCUGCACCUCCUCCAGUUGUUGUUGAAAUUUGCUCAGAACUUAAACAAGAAAGCCAAAUCGUUAGCAAAUCCAGCCCUCAGAAGCUAAAGCCACUGUACCCUCCAACUGGAAAAUCAGUUCUUAUCGUGGAGUCAGUUACAAAAGCAAAAGUUAUCCAAGGCUAUCUAGGUGAAAUGUUUGAAGUUUUACCAAGCUAUGGUCAUGUCAGAGAUCUAGCUUCAAGAUCUGGAUCUGUACGUCCAGAUGAUGAUUUCAGUAUGGUAUGGGAAGUUCCUUCUGUUGCCUGGACGCAUCUGAAUAGUAUCAAGGUUGCACUAGAUUGUGCUGAAAAUCUUAUAAUUGCUUCAGAUCCAGACAGGGAAGGAGAAGCUAUUGCAUGGCAUAUAAUCGAGAUGUUGCAACAACAAGAAGCAUUGCGCGACGAAAUAACUAUUGCAAGGGUUGUCUUUAAUGAAAUAACCGAGGCAUCAAUCAAAACCGCUUUGCAAGCUCCAAGAAGUAUCGAUUUGAACAUGGUUCAUGCCUAUUUGGCAAGGAGAGCUCUUGACUAUUUGAUUGGGUUCAAUAUUUCACCUUUGUUGUGGAGGAAAUUACCAGGUUGCCAUUCAGCUGGACGUGUCCAAUCUGCAGCCUUGUCUCUAAUUUGCGACAGAGAAGUGGAAAUCGAAUCAUUUAAACCUCACGAAUACUGGACUAUCGAGGUUCAGUUCAAGAAUAAGAAAGAACUUUCCUCCCUGAAAUCUUUAUCAUCUUAUUUGACUAUUAGUUCUGAAGAUGAAGCAAAAGGAAUUGAACAGAAUAUCAAUUCAUCAGAAUUUGAAGUGAUUGGUUCUAAAAUAAACAAAGUGAAGAGAAACCCUCCGGCGCCAUACAUAACAUCAUCACUUCAGCAAGAUGCGGCUAACAAGCUACAUUUCACAGCUACACACACAAUGAAACUCGCUCAGAAAUUGUAUGAAGGGAUUCAACUAUCAGACUCCAGUGCGACGGGAUUGAUAACAUACAUGAAAACAGAUGGAUUACACAUUUCUGACGAAUCUGCUAACGAUAUUCGUUCCUUGGUCAUUGAAAGGUAUGGUAUGGAAUACACACCCGAUAAUACUUCCUGCAGAUAUUUUAAUAAAGAAAAAAAUGUUCGAGAGGUUCAGGAGGCUAUUAGACCCACAAAUAUUCGGAGAUUACCUUCUACACUGGUUGGAAUCCUUGAUAAUGAUUCAUUGAAGUUAUAUACUCUUAUAUGGGCUCGCACAAUGGCAUGUCAAAUGGAACCCGUAACAAUAAAUCAGUUAGAACUAGAUAUUGGAAACAUAGACAGGUCCGUUGCAUUAGGAUCCGACUGUUCGACAGUUGAGUUUCCAGGUUACCAAGUUGUUUAUGAGGACAUUCAAGCCAAAAUGCUAAACUAUUUCGAUAACGAAGGCGAUAAAGAGGUUUUCAAGUUUCUUUGUGACCUAAAAUCUGGAGAUAAAUUAUGUCCUACGAAAGUGGAACUUUGUCAGCACAAUACGCAGCCUCCAUCACGAUAUUGUGAAGCAUCAUUAGUGAAGAAGCUGGAAGAGCUUCGUAUAGGAAGGCCUUCGACGUAUGCUUCUACACUGAGAGUUUUACAGGACAGGAACUAUGUUCAUGUAAAGAAUAAAGUAUUAUAUCCCGAAUUUCGUGCACGUAUGGUGUCAGCAUUCCUUUCUCACUAUUUUUCUGAGGUUACUGAAUAUUCUUUUACGGCUGAUAUGGAAGCCGAGCUUGACAAUGUUUCUGCUGGACUCACUGAGUGGAAACACCUACUUAGAGAUUAUUGGACAAGAUUCAACAAGUAUUGUGAACGCACUGCUAAUGUUAAUAUCCAUCAAGUGGAAAAAAUGCUGGAGAGAACAUUCGGGGAUUUCCUAGCUUCUUCGUUGUCUGGGCAAAGUCGAACAUGUCCCAUUUGUCUUGAUGGCACUCUGGUUUUUAAAGUUAGUAGGUUUGGAGCUGGCUAUUUUAUUGGAUGUGAUCAAAACCCUAAGUGCAAGUAUGUUGCCAAGACACUUUACGGUGAUGAAGAAGAAGAAGACGAAGAUAAUGUUGAUAAAGAGUUCGUGGGGGAGAUCAAGUUGCUUGGUCUUCAUCCAGUUUCUGGUGAAAAGAUCCUAUUGAAGGGUGGCCCAUACGGUUCCUAUGUUCAGCUUGGCGAGGAUAGAAAAGGAUCGUUGCCAAAACGAGCAUCUGUUUCCCCAGCAAGCAAUGUGAACUCUGUUACACUUGAAGAUGCUUUGGACUUUCUGCGAUAUCCUAUUACACUGGGAAAUCAUCCUUCUGAUGGCCAUCCCAUUGUAUUAAAGCUUGGUAGGAGUGGAUUUUCUCUUCGACAUAGAAGGUCAAUUUUGAUCGUGCCUAAGAAAAUAAAUGCGACCAAUAUAACCCUAGAGAAGGCAGUAAAGCUUUUACGGGGAAGAUAUGUAAAAGAAUGGGGACGCAAGAGCCCGCCCACCACGAGAAGAAGCCAAGCGUAGAUUCUCGAUAACAUUGAGUUUUACACAUUAAAGUUAUAUUUAUUAUUUAUAAUUUCAAUUAAGUUGAUAAAAUGCAUCAUUUAAAUAAGGGGUAUAAAUGAAUGAAUCUGUGGUAUUUAGUGAAAAUUUGUAACUGUUGCAACUAUAGAACAAUUUUGUAGGGAAACCAAAUUGAUAUUUAAAUGUAGGAAAUCAUUGGAUGUUUUGUUCUUCUU
Molecule: messenger RNA, 3762 nt
Organism: Impatiens glandulifera
Lineage: Eukaryota; Viridiplantae; Streptophyta; Magnoliopsida; Ericales; Balsaminaceae
Product: DNA topoisomerase 1-like
Exons: 10
Coding region: 224-3547 (1107 amino acids)
Biological process (GO): DNA topological change
Molecular function (GO): DNA binding; DNA topoisomerase type I (single strand cut, ATP-independent) activity
Source: RefSeq, a predicted model, not a curated record